AUGUCCUCGACGACAGGUCCCUCAAUUAUUACGGACGCGACGUCGAUAUCAGCCUUCAAUCGCGGGCCCAUCCCGACCCAAUUCUCGGCUCCGACAUCAUGUCUCUCCACUCUCACAUCGGUGAAUGGAGCUGGGGGUUUAUAUUUCGGUCACAAUGGCGAUGAAUACUUUGAUACUGCCUGUUUUCCCACGCCCACGCUUACCACCAGCUCUGUACAGUGGAACUUGUAUUAUUACAGUCCAGUAAUAUCAUGCCCUUCGGGAUGGUAUACGGCUGCAGUGGCAACGAGUAGCUUUGGUGGUCUGUCAGAUACAUACCUCAGUAUCGGAUCUGCGACAACAGCAGCACUUUGUUGUCCUUCUGGCUAUACUGCACUAAACUAUGACCAUCAAUGCGAUUCCCAAUUCCCCCUCGGAACAAAUACAAUCCUCUACAAAAAUCCCUCCUCGGCCAUAAACGGAGAUUGGGUCGUCCCCACCACGGUCGACACGGCCCUUUAUGUAGCCGCAACGGCCUCGGCCACGAGCUACUGGACUGUAUUCGGUGAUGGAAUUCCCAUCUGGUUCGAAGCAAGAGAUCUCUCCACAGCUACACAAACUUCUACUCCUACACCCACCACCUCGCCCAUAUCAUCAACUACAUCUGCGACGUCGACAGGAUCAUCCGGGUUGACAACAGGAGCUAAGGCAGGGAUUGGGAUUGGCGUUAGUCUUGGCGUGGUGACGAUAGCGGCAUUGAUAGGAUGGUUUCUGUUUAGGAGAAAGAGGAGGUACGAUGCUGUUAAUCGUGGCACACCGGUUAGGGAGUUGGAGAGUAUCGGCUCGGAGAAGAGGAAUAGUGAGUUACCGGCUCAGGAUGUGUCUAGGCCGGUAGUGCACGAGCUGUACUCUGAUGAGGGGGUGCCGGUACAGCAAAGAGUGCUACAUGAUAAUGGGCCGAGCGAGGUAGCGGGGAGUUAG
Messenger RNA from Mollisia scopiformis, 960 nucleotides. RefSeq lists its product as uncharacterized. The record is from RefSeq and is a predicted model, not a curated record. Lineage: Eukaryota; Fungi; Ascomycota; Leotiomycetes; Helotiales; Mollisiaceae. The transcript is spliced from 3 exons. The coding region runs from base 1 to 960 and encodes 319 amino acids.